Plasmodium gonderi is the source of this 1434-nucleotide messenger RNA. RefSeq names its product AP-4 complex subunit mu. The record is from RefSeq and is a predicted model, not a curated record. Gene Ontology annotation, biological process: protein targeting; Golgi to lysosome transport. NCBI's taxonomy places the organism in Eukaryota, Apicomplexa, Aconoidasida, Haemosporida, Plasmodiidae. The transcript is spliced from 3 exons. Gene Ontology annotation, cellular component: trans-Golgi network; cytoplasmic vesicle; clathrin adaptor complex. Bases 1 to 1434 code for a protein of 477 amino acids.
AUGGUUAUAUCACAGUUUUACAUCCUGUCCCCACGGGGUGACACAAUCAUAAAUAGAGAUUUCAGAGGAGACGUGUCAAAAGGGAGCGCAGAAUUAUUUUUCCGAAAUGUUAAGCUACACAAAGGAGAUGCACCACCACUGUUUUAUUUGAACGGGAUACAUUUUACAUAUUUAAAAAAUAACAGUUUAUAUUUUGUUUUUACUUCUGUGUUUAACAUAUCCCCAAGUUACUUAAUGGAGUUGUUAUAUCGAGUAAUGAAAAUAUUAAAAGAUUUUUGUGGACAAAUAAACGAAGAAGUAAUUCGGCAUAAUUUUAUUUUAGUUUAUGAAAUUAUUGAUGAGGUUAUUGAUUAUGGGUAUAUACAGAAUAGCAACACAGAAUGUAUACGUAAUUUGAUUCACAACGAGAUAAGUACAACCCCAAGUGGAGGUAAUUUUUCUUCAUCUUCUUCUUCUACUGGUAGUGGCAGUAGCAGUUGUGUUACUGGUGGAAGUGUUGCAAGUGCUGUUGGAAAUUCAGUUGGUAAUAGUAUAACAAGUAUUAGCAACAGUACAAAAAAAUUGGCAAAUUUUUCUAAUUUUACCAUGAAAAAUCCAAAUACAUUACCAUCCAAUGCUUCUCAGAAGCCGAUCCAAAUAAAUGAUAAGAAGAAUGAAAUUUUUAUUGAUAUUGUUGAGAAAAUUAAUUUAAUCAUGAAUUGUAAAGGUGAAAUCAUAUAUUCAUAUAUCGAUGGGGUUAUUCAGAUUAAGUCUUAUCUCCUUGGAAAUCCAUAUAUUAAAAUAGCACUAAAUGAUGACUUGUAUAUUAAAAAUAUACACACAGAUAAUACCAAGAAUGUUAUAAUUGAUGAUUGUAAUUUUAAUCAUUUAGUUAAUUUGUCUCAGUUUGAACGAGAAAAAAUUCUCUCUCUAUAUCAGCCCGAUGGCGAAUGUAUACUCAUGAAUUAUCGCAUAAACAAUAACUUCAAGGCUCCCUUUCGUCCCUAUGCUAGUCUCUCCUAUCGUCCUAACCACACGGUGGAGCUCUUCAUUCGAAUAAGACUGGAUAUCCCAUCACAGUACACCUGCACGAAUGUAUUCGUGAACUGCAAUCUGUGCAAGCACAUAAGCAAUGUGCAUUUGGAUUUGAACACAAGCUCAGAACUCUUCUCGGCACAGUACAUAGCAAAUGAGAACAAGUUGCUUUGGACCAUAAAGAAAUUCAAGGGAGAGAAGGAAUACAGCAUACGUUCCAAAAUAACCCUGAACCCAGGAUACACAUUCUCCAAACGAGACUUUGGCCCAAUUUACAUAAUGUUCGAAAUACCUAUGUUUAACCUGUCCAAAUUGAGAAUCAAAUACCUAAGAAUUAUUGAGAAUUACCAAUCCAGCAACACACACAGGUGGGUGAGAUACAUCACACAGUCAUCGUCCUACGUGUACAGGUUGAACUGA